Molecule: messenger RNA, 1077 nt
Organism: Ramularia collo-cygni
Lineage: Eukaryota; Fungi; Ascomycota; Dothideomycetes; Mycosphaerellales; Mycosphaerellaceae
Exons: 2
Coding region: 1-1077 (358 amino acids)
Source: RefSeq, a predicted model, not a curated record
AUGCUGACCGACUCCAACGGACAAACACCUUCAGAUCCAGUCGGCUUAUCACCGACAGCUGUUGAAUUUGAGGAUGGAGACGUUGGCUGGCAGGCUCUGGGUCCUGCCAUAGCUCUCACGACUGUUUCCUCGGUAGUCGUUGGCUUGCGAUGGUAUGCGCGAUGCAAGAUCGUUCGACGUGUAGGGCUGGACGACUACAUCAUUCUUAUAUCAUUGAUUCUCGUCUGGAUGAUGUCUGGUCUCAUUGGAGCGAGUGUGCACCACGGUGUAGGCAAAUAUCAUGGUGACGUUAAUACCAACAUGAUCGCGAAGCUCAUCGUCGCACAAAACUCAGUCUGGGCGAUUACAGUCAGCACUACAAAGGCUUCCAUCCUGGUACAAUACUUGCGUAUUUUCAACAACCGACGCAAUCGAAUUACGUGCUACAUUUUGAUGGCCAGCCUACUACCUGCCACUUGUUGGGGUAUCUUUGGCGGCAUUUUUCUGUGCAAUCCAGCCCGCAAGCUCUGGAACCCAUAUUUGCCUGGCCACUGUAGAGAUGCCCAGAUCUAUUGGACCUCUGUGGCAGGCGUUGACAUUGGUCUCGACAUCCUGGUUCUGCUACUCCCCAUCCCAUCCAUUUCUGGCCUGCGCCUCCCUCGAAAGCAGAAAAUCGCAACGAUGCUAGUCUUCCUGCUUGGCUUUCUUGUCUGCGCGGUAAGCGUUGUGCGAGUCGCUACCGUGGUGGGCGCCGCAACGCAAGGCGACCUGAUCAUGAGCGGAAUAUGGUCCAUCAUCUGGUCGGUGACAGAGGCGAAUGUUGGUAUCAUUUGUGCAUCACUGCUGGCCCUCAGGGUAUGGAUUGUGAGGAUCUGCCCAAAGCUCAUGGAAGAGACAGAGCCACCCCAAAAUGCACAACGCCUUCCAAUGAUGGAGAAUGCAGAGGCGACGUGGAGAUCGGCUGACUCUGAAGCACCGACGCUUGGAGCAGAUGGCAGUUUGUCGACCAUGCAGUUGAAGGUCCCGGGCUCAUCUCAGGUGUAUGAUCUUGGCGGUAUUCAGGAAGCAGACAUUGUGGACCCACUUAUGGCGACUUAA